AGGUGAGGCUCAGGGUCCAGGUGAUCGCAAUGGUUAAUAAUCUGUUAAUAUUUGUCUGGACUUCAACCUAACCCCCAACACUCCCCACAGUGAAGAAUUGUCACACUGAAACAGGUGAAAUGGACGGCAGCUUCCAGAGUCAGGAUGACCUGGAGAAGCAGCUUUCAAAAAAGCAAAACAGGACAGCCGAGACAGACGGAUACAUCAGAAAGAAGGAAGAUGGGAUGGAAGCAAAAAACGCAGUGGACAUGAUUUACACCAUUGAAGAUGUCCCUCCCUGGUACCUGUGCAUCCUGUUGGGACUGCAGCAUUACCUGACAUGUUUUAGUGGGACUGUUGCUGUGCCGUUUCUACUUGCUGAAGCCAUGUGUGUGGGUCAAGACCAAAACACUGUGAGUCAGCUGAUUGGAACCAUUUUUACCACUGUUGGCAUCACUACUCUGAUCCAGACAACUGUGGGAGUCAGACUUCCUCUGUUCCAGGCCAGUGCGUUUGCUUUCCUGAUCCCUGCCCAGGCAAUACUUGGCCUUGACCGUUGGAAGUGUCCCAGCGAAGAGGAGAUUUACGGAAAUUGGAGUGUUCCCCUCAACACCUCACACAUCUGGCAGCCUCGCAUGAGAGAGAUUCAAGGUGCCAUCAUCAUGUCCAGUCUGGUAGAGGUUAUCAUAGGUCUGUGCGGGUUACCCGGUCUGCUGCUGAAGUACAUUGGUCCACUCACCAUCACGCCCACAGUUUCCCUCAUUGGCCUGUCUGUCUUUACCACGGCGGGGGACCGUGCAGGAUCCCACUGGGGCCUCUCAGCUCUGUGUAUCCUGUGCAUCGUUCUAUUUGCUCAGUACCUCAGAACAACAUCAAUUCCUGUUCCUUUUUAUAGCCGAAAGAAAGGUCUGACCUCAACCAAAGUUCAGAUUUUCAAAAUGUUUCCCAUCAUACUAGCAAUCAUGUUGGUUUGGCUCGUCUGCUACAUCCUCACUUUGACAAACCUGCUGCCCAGUAAUCCAAGUCGCUAUGGUCACAAAGCCCGGACUGAUGCCCGAGGCGACAUCAUGGCAUCAGCGCCAUGGUUCAGAGUGCCCUACCCAUGCCAGUGGGGGCUGCCUGUGGUGACAGUUGCGGGGGUGCUGGGCAUGUUCAGUGCCACCAUGGCAGGUAUCGUGGAGUCGAUUGGAGAUUACUAUGCCUGUGCCCGUCUUUCAGGGGCCACACCUCCUCCGGUACAUGCAAUUAACAGGGGGAUCUUCACUGAGGGUGUCUGCUGUAUCAUUGCUGGUCUUCUGGGUACAGGAAACGGUUCCACCUCCUCCAGUCCAAACAUUGGUGUUCUGGGCAUUACAAAGGUGGGGAGCCGAAGGGUGGUCCAGUAUGGGGCUGGUAUAAUGCUCCUGCUGGGAUCAGUUGGAAAGUUCACAGCUCUAUUUGCCUCACUGCCGGACCCCAUCCUGGGAGGGAUGUUUUGCACGCUGUUUGGAAUGAUCACAGCCGUUGGACUGUCCAACCUGCAGCUUGUUGACUUGAACUCAUCCAGAAACCUUUUUGUUCUUGGUUUCUCAAUGUUCUUUGGCCUCACUCUGCCAACAUAUCUGGACACACAUCCUAAGUCAAUCAGUACAGGUGUUCCAGAACUGGACCAGAUCCUGACAGUUCUUCUGUCCACAGAGAUGUUUGUUGGAGGUUUCCUUGCCUUUUGUCUUGACAACACAAUACCAGGUACCAGAGAAGAAAGAGGGCUUGUGGGAUGGGGUUCCUCCUCCAUCUCCUCCUCUUCCUCCUCGUAUGACUUUCCUGUGGGGAUGACCGUGAUAAGGCGGACCCGGUGGCUCAAGCGCUUUCCCAUCAGCCCCUCCUUCACAGGUUUCAGGGCGCAUGAUGAUGAUGCUCCUCCCGAGCAGGAGGAGAGAGAGGAGGAGGAUGAAAGCCAGCUGCCCACCACCAAGUUGUGACGAAGCCUUGACUCUGCACAGAAGCAGAAGGACGCUGCCUCCACUUUCACAGAUAACCCUGUGAGAAAACGCCAUUUACAGGACUGUCAAGGUGUUUAUCUGUAACCCAAAAUUUCCCCACUUGAGCAGCAUCUGUUACCAUGGAAACAGAAAAUUAAAAGAAAAUUAAGUUUGA
This is a messenger RNA of Oryzias latipes (Japanese medaka), 2115 nucleotides long. It is a transcript of the gene slc23a1, whose product is annotated as solute carrier family 23 member 1. Gene Ontology annotation, cellular component: membrane. The record is from RefSeq and is a predicted model, not a curated record. Gene Ontology annotation, biological process: transmembrane transport. Gene Ontology annotation, molecular function: transmembrane transporter activity. NCBI's taxonomy places the organism in Eukaryota, Metazoa, Chordata, Actinopteri, Beloniformes, Adrianichthyidae.